Molecule: messenger RNA, 1906 nt
Organism: Drosophila eugracilis
Lineage: Eukaryota; Metazoa; Arthropoda; Insecta; Diptera; Drosophilidae
Product: katanin p60 ATPase-containing subunit A-like 2
Exons: 1
Coding region: 358-1806 (482 amino acids)
Molecular function (GO): protein binding; ATP hydrolysis activity; ATP binding
Source: RefSeq, a predicted model, not a curated record
UUUCUAGUAACAGUCUUUAGGGGUUUUCUUUGCUUUUCUUGGCAUUUUUAAUUAGCAUACAACAAGACAGAUAUGAAAAUCUCUAUCCGUCUAGUUAUUCAACAUUCCUUCCCUUCUGCUCUUUCUAUUUCCUGCGGUUGCCUGGGUAAAUGUUGAAAUGCAUGUAACAUGGCAACCCUUGCUGUUCGUUAUGACAACCUCCUUGUUUCUUGCUUUUUGGGUAGCAAACAAUUGAAAAUAAAUUCAGACUGCCAGUAGAACUACGUCAGAUAGUUGACAACAAACAAUUCUAGGCAUUUCGAAAACAGUCGAGAAAACGUCCCUCGCUUAAAUAGUGAUUUUCCAGGAAAUCUGAAAAUGAAAACCCAAGGAAAAUAUGGAGUGACAGCAAAGGCAACUGCACAAGUUCUUUGUGAGGAUGUUAGAAAUUUUAGUACACGCCGUCGCAAUAUUCUCUACCUAAUGCAUCGAUAUCUGGUGGAGAAUGGAUACUAUUCUAGCGCCGAAUCCUUGAAAACUGAAGGACAUCUCUCCGAAGAAUACGAAUUGUGCGACAAUAUCGAUCUGGAUGCCAUGUACCUAGAGUAUGCCAGCUUUUUCAACUUAAAAUUCGGUAAAUACCCUAAGAUCCUAAAGAAAGUGGGCGCCAAAAUCAAAGUGGAGAUGUCUGGAAAGGGGCAGGAAAAACCUGUAGUUAAGGAUAUAACAAAGAACGCCAAAACAACACCAACCACAGAGGCAUCAUUGGCCAAUUGGCAUAUCAGUAUGGGAGCAGCGACGGCAGCUCUGAAUAAUGAACAACCAUUGCAGAUUAAAAAAAUGGAAACGGCUGUCGAUGCAAAUGGCCAAGAAACUUCGAAUGGUUAUGAAAUCGAACAUGGUCAUUUGGGUGCCGACGAUGCUCUAUUCUCCUCCAUGGACUGGCAAUCUCUGGCUGAAUUGGUCAAGACUUCUAUUUUACAGGAGAAUAUAAAACUUAAAUGGUCAGAUGUUUGUGGUAAUCAACGAGCCAUUGAACUGAUCAAAGAGGCCGUGCUAACGCCCAUUGAAUAUCCACAAUUAUUUGCACAUGGCUUGAAGCCCUGGAGAUCGCUGCUGCUUCAUGGACCUCCUGGCAGUGGUAAAACCUUUCUGGCUAAGGCCUUAUAUUCCGAGACCCAGGGUCUGGUUACCUUCUUUAAUAUAACUGCCAGCAUAAUGGUUAGCAAAUGGCGUGGAGAAUCGGAAAAAAUCCUAAGGGUACUCUUUCAUAUGGCAGCCAAGAGAGCUCCAUCUGUGAUUUUUCUCGAUGAAAUCGAAAGUUUGACCUCAAAACGGGAUAGAUCCACAGAUCACGAGAGUUCCAAGCGCUUUAAAAACGAACUUUUGCAACUUUUAGACGGCAUGGAACACACUUUAAACGGGGUUUUUGUCUUGGCCAGCACCAAUUUACCUUGGGACAUUGAUGAGGCCUUUUUACGACGUUUCGAAAAGAAAUUACUAGUUCAAUUGCCCAACGCGGCGGAAAGAAGUUGUCUGAUAAGUCGUCUUCUGGGCAGUAGUAUCUCGUUGAAUGCCCGACUAUUGGAACAGCUUGUUGAGAUCUCUGAUCAGUUUACUGGCGAUGAAAUACGACUGGCCUGCAAGGAGAUCAGUAUGCAUCGCGUACGUUGUGCCACAAAGCUGGCUGAUAGAUCUACAGGUUUACCCAAAGAAUCACAGGCUGCCAUCGAAGCCAAUGUGGAGAAGGCCUUCCGGCAGGUGCGCCCUUUGGGCCAGAAACUGUUGGCCAAACACGAACAAUGGCAGCAGGAAAAUGGCUCCUAAACUCGCUAAAUUCCGCUUUCAAGUUUUAAUACAUAUAUAUUUUGUAGAAAAAUAAAUAAAUAAUAAAUAAAUCUAAUAAAAUAUUAACAAACAAAAAUCA